AUGUGGAGGGAAAAAGGUAUUAGUCUUAUAUGUGAUGGAUGGACAGAUGCACAAAGACAACCGUUGAUUAACUUUAUGGUUGUUUCUGAAGGUGGAGUUGUUUUCUUGAAAGCCGUCAAUUAUGAAAAGGAAUACAAGGAUAAGUUUUACGUGACAACUUUAAUUAAAGAUGCCAUAAGUGAGGUUGGGGCACAAAAUGUUGUUCAAGUAAUAACCGAAAAUGCAUCAAUUUGUAAAGACGUGGGAUCAUUAGUAGAGACACAACAUCCUCAUAUCUUUUGGACACCUUGUGUGGUACAUACUAUUAAUCUUGCUCUUAAAAAUAUAUGUGCUGCAAAAAACAUCGAAAAGAAUGAGGUUACAUAUGAUGUUUUGUGUUGGAUAAAUAAUGUUGGUGAUGAUGCUAUCUUUAUAAGAAACUUCAUAAUGAAUCACUCUAUGAGGUUGGCAAUAUUUAAUUCUUUUGUGCCUUUGAAACUACUUACUGUUGUGGAUACUUUAUUUGCUUCUACGAUUGUGAUGUUAAAAAGAUUCAAGCUCAUUAAACGGGGUCUCCAAAAUAUGGUAAUUGGUGAUGAAUGGUCUACUUAUAGAGAAGAUGACAUUUCCAAAGCCUAUUUGGUGAAGGAAAAAAUUUUGGAUGACCUUUGGUGUGAUAAGGUUGAUUAUAUCCUUACUUUUACGGAACCUAUAAAUGAUAUGCUUCGAAUUAUGGACACAAAUAAACCUACUCUUCACUUGGUUUAUGAGAUGUGGGAUGAAAUGAUCGAAAAAGUGAAUACAAGCAUUUAUAAGCAUGAAAGGAAGAAAGGAGAUAAGAGAUCAACCUUUUAUGAAGUCGUAUAUGAUAUUCUUAUUGAUCGGUGGACUAAGAGUAGUACACCACUUCAUUGUAUGGCUCAUUCUUUAAAUCCAAGUGAUUGGCUUAAUGAGGUUCCAAAUCACCUUCCUCCACAUAAAGAUGUAGAAAUCUCAGAGGAAAGGAAUAAAUGCUUAAGAAGAUAUUUUCCUUCUACCGAAGAAAGGAAUAUGGUUUUCCAAGAAAAAACUCUUCAUUAUAAACGAGAGAACAAGAUGUGGGAUAUUAGAGGUGAUGUAUUUGACUCAUUUGAAGGAGUUGGAAUUCUUGGAGUUGCUAGCUUAUCUCUUGAUGAACCGGAUAUGGAGAUGGUAAUUUUUGCCAAUGAAGAAGAAGAUAUGGAAAAUGCUAAUGCUAUGAAUUGA
This is a messenger RNA of Gossypium raimondii (Peruvian cotton), 1224 nucleotides long. RefSeq lists its product as uncharacterized. Lineage: Eukaryota; Viridiplantae; Streptophyta; Magnoliopsida; Malvales; Malvaceae. Bases 1 to 1224 code for a protein of 407 amino acids. The transcript has 3 exons. The record is from RefSeq and is a predicted model, not a curated record.